Messenger RNA from Penicillium verhagenii, 360 nucleotides. RefSeq lists its product as uncharacterized. The transcript has a single exon. The coding region runs from base 1 to 360 and encodes 119 amino acids. The record is from RefSeq and is a predicted model, not a curated record. Lineage: Eukaryota; Fungi; Ascomycota; Eurotiomycetes; Eurotiales; Aspergillaceae.
AUGAGUGGGGACAACCCAACUUUGACCCAGGCCGAGACGGGUAGCGGAUCUGAGAACGUUGCUACAUCUGCUGUAUUGAAUGAGAGCGGCAUUGGAAUCUCACUUAUUGGGUCGAAGACAUACUCCGGCCCAGUGGUGACUAGCACUGAUUUAAAACAACCUGCUUCACCCAGUGCAUACCACACCACAAUGGCAGCCGGAGCCCAUUCUACACUAGUGACAGCUAUUGGUUCAUCCAGUUCUAAGUCUACGGGCAACAGUCUUCCGGGUCCCGUCUAUACUGAUGUUUCGUCUACGCAGAAUGUCCAAACUGACCUUCUGGAAUUUAUAACUCUCGCUCUUGUAUCUUUGCUUCUGUGA